Argentina anserina (silverweed cinquefoil) is the source of this 861-nucleotide messenger RNA. Its product is annotated as protein MIZU-KUSSEI 1. Gene Ontology annotation, biological process: hydrotropism. The transcript has 2 exons. The record is from RefSeq and is a predicted model, not a curated record. Lineage: Eukaryota; Viridiplantae; Streptophyta; Magnoliopsida; Rosales; Rosaceae. Bases 1 to 819 code for a protein of 272 amino acids.
AUGACCAAGACCGACGCCCUCCGCCGCUUCCUCCUCCCCUGCUUCGCCCCCUCCUCCACCACCUCCUCCGCCACUCCCAUCAAGAAACGCCUCAGCACCUCCCUCCGCGACGACCAGCCCGACCCCGACCCACGCUCCUCCUCCGCCGCCGGCCAAGAUUCCGACCCUUCCUCCCCCACCUUCUCCACCAUCUCCUCCGCCCAGCCCCGUCCCUCCAAAUCCAUGGUCAUCGGCACCAUCUUCGGCCACCGCCGCGGCCACGUCUGGUUCUGCGUCCAGCACGACCGCCUCUCGACCCGACCCGCUCUCCUCCUCGAGCUCUCCAUCCUGACCCACCAGCUCGUCAAGGAAAUGCGGUUCGGGUUGGUCCGGAUCACCCUCGAGUGCGACGACCGCUCCGAUCUCGCCACCUGUCCCCUCCGCUCCGUCCCCGCCUGGGCCCUCCACUGCAACGGCCGCAAGAUCGGGUUCUCCGCCCGCCGCAAAGCCGGCGACAAAGUCCGCCUCAUGCUCAAGGCCAUGAACUCCACCACCGUCGGGGCCGGGGCUUUACCCGCCCAGUUCGGGUUCGGGUCGUCGGACUCGGACGGCCCGGUUAUGUACAUGAGGGCGAAUUACGAGCACGUGAUCGGGAGCGCGGACUCGGAGUCGUUCCAUCUGAUCAACCCGGAUCAGUUCCCCGGUCAAGAACUCAGUGUCUUCUUGCUCAGAAAUUUGAUGAAGCUUAUGGUCCUGCCUGGCACUGUGUGGUGGGCAAAGACUUUGGAUCUUGCAUCACGCAUUUGCGCGGUAGUUUCAUUUUCUUCCAUGUGGAGAUGAUGGAGUUUCUUAUAUUCAAACAUAGCACAGACUCUAGUGAAA